AUGCCAACGUUUAAUCCAUCACCCAAAGAGCAGAAUAUUUGCUUUCUACCCCCCUAUUUCUCCUCCUAUCUACCUAUUCAGCUGAUGACGCUGGCCAUCCACUCAAUCUCUGAUGCCCUAAGACGCAUCUUGAAGGCCCGCGGAGAUGACGCUGAUAUCAGCAACAGUUCCAGCGACAUUGAAUAUAUGAAUGCUUCGGAACCCACCGGUGUCUUCAUAGUCGGCGCUGCCGCUGUUGGUCUGCUACUGGGUGGCCAACGAACUGCUGAUAUGGUCCUGGUCUCGCAUGAACUUCCCUCUAUGGAUUGUGUUGCUGAGGUGGCUGAAGAGUUGGAGGAAUUGUUGAAAGAGUCGUGCAAGAAUCACUCAGUCACUGUGGCAACUGUCGAAGGGACCUACGUGCUAGUCCAGAUGACUUUGAAAUCAACAAAACCUGCGGACAAUCCCAGUGCAACGGAUAUCAUGGUGACUGUUCGACUUCGUCUCACUUCGACCAGCAUUUUGAAUACCAAAGUGGGGACUGCACUCAAGCAACCUAAAAGUGGUGCUGAUGAUCAUCAUCAUGAGGGUCAUACCACUGCUGCUGCUACUGCUGCUUUUGCAACUGGUCGAAGUGUUAGUGGUAGCCGCAGUGGAGGUACUCAUGAUGAUGAUGAUGAUGAGCAGACUCAAUUCAGCAAAGCGCUCCUCUGCCUCUCUCCAGGAGUCUGCCGAGACGCGCUUACUGAUAUGAGACGGGCACUGUGGCUUCAGGGCGCAAUGGCGGCGCAUCCAGCGAAGGCGGUAUUGCAGAAUGUUGCGCGAUUGAUGCGAUGCCUCAUUCGUGACUCACAGCCGCUUUCAUGGGGCCACUUUCCUGAUUACGUUUUGUUGGUGCUGCUGGAACGACUCUCGUACAUGGACCUCGCACCACCUGACAUCUACCAUGGUGCACCGGCAAGGCUGCGAAUGGGUCUCCUUUUUCGUCGCCUCCUCGAGUGCCUCUCUACGGGAGCGUUAAUUGCGCGGGAUGGCGAGUUGGCCAACCUUUCUGAUCCUGUGGACACUGAUGCCGCACUCCUCUUAACUCACAUGAAACAGGAGGAUAGGCUGGCUGCUACCUCAGCGGCCCAGAUGGCCCUUCGAUUGGUGGCAUUUAGACAGAUUUACAAGGUUAUCCGUUCUUAUGAUGAACUUUCUGUCAAAAUUCAAAUUUUUAUAAGUCUGAAGUAG
Messenger RNA from Echinococcus granulosus, 1212 nucleotides. RefSeq names its product Zinc finger RNA-binding protein. Lineage: Eukaryota; Metazoa; Platyhelminthes; Cestoda; Cyclophyllidea; Taeniidae. The record is from RefSeq and is a predicted model, not a curated record. Gene Ontology annotation, molecular function: single-stranded RNA binding; double-stranded RNA binding. Bases 1 to 1212 code for a protein of 403 amino acids. Gene Ontology annotation, cellular component: precatalytic spliceosome. The transcript is spliced from 5 exons.